GGGACCUUUUUAACACAAGUACCUUUGUCUCUCCAUGGCUCAGUGGUGAAGCAGAGGAUGCAAAUGUACAACUCUCCGUAUCGAGGGCUCUGGGACUGUGUUCAGACGGUGACUCGUAAGGAGGGACUGGGGGCUUUCUACCGCAGCUACAGCACGCAGCUCACCAUGAACAUCCCCUUCCAGGCCGUGCACUUCAUGAUCUACGAGCUGAUGCAGGAGCAGCUGAACCCCCACAGACAUUACCACCCCGGCAGUCACAUCGUGUCGGGGGCCGCAGCGGGAGCCAUCUCCGCAGCGAUCACCACUCCGCUGGACGUUUGUAAAACUCUCCUCAACACUCAAGAGAACGUUGUGCUCAGCUCCGUUAACGUCAGCGGACAGUUAUCGGGGAUGGCUAACACCUUCAGGACAGUGUACCGCCUCGGGGGUCUGCCGGCCUUCUUUAAGGGGGCCCAAGCUCGGAUUAUAUACCAGAUGCCCUCCACUGCCAUCGCCUGGUCGGUGUACGAGUUCUUCAAGUACUUCCUGACAAAGCAGCAGAUGGAACAUGAGGCAGGACCUCGAUCUAGGAAAUGAAGAAGACUCCAACCUGAAGCGAAAUGAGCUCGCUGCGUGCUGUUAUAGGAAAUAACGCAAGAUGUUGUCACAGAGGGAAGUUGGCUGAAACUUGAUCACCUUAUAGUCACUUGUCGAAGUCUGGGUGUCUUUAAAGUUAGUUGCCCAACCAGGAUAUGCAUCAGAGAUGAUCGAUAAACAUAGGAGAGUUCAUCUCGUUCCUCUUCCACUCCACAGACGCUCUCUCUCUUCCACAUGUGGAGAGCGUAUAACUAAGUUGUCUUGAACGAUGUUUGUAGUUUUUAAUAUUGGAACUUCUUAUUUAUUUUGUUUAGCUUGCAGAGGCUUGUGUUUUACGGAUGCGGAAGAAACUCAACGCUGUUUGUUUGUUUUUGUUUCACUGUGUAUUUAUUAACAAAAAACAUGACUACACAUUCCUCAUUUUCGCUACACGGCCAACGGAACAGUUGCGCUUUCCAAGUGCCUCAUGAUUAUGAUUCUUUUUUUAGAAAACUUUUUGUCCUCGGUUUUAUUUUUCUUGCUUAAAUUAAAGGUGGGGUAUGUCAUUUAUUUCAGAAACACUUUUUGUUAUAUUCCAUGG
Molecule: messenger RNA, 1156 nt
Organism: Notothenia coriiceps (black rockcod)
Lineage: Eukaryota; Metazoa; Chordata; Actinopteri; Perciformes; Nototheniidae
Product: mitoferrin-1-like
Exons: 1
Biological process (GO): iron import into the mitochondrion
Cellular component (GO): mitochondrial membrane
Molecular function (GO): ferrous iron transmembrane transporter activity
Source: RefSeq, a predicted model, not a curated record